UCCCACUGCGCGUGAAUGCAUCAAACUGCAAAGCUGGUCGAGGAGCGCUGAUCAGAGAGCAGAGCGGCGGCGACGGCGUCCAUCUUAGAGCUGCCGUGGUAACCGACGUGCAUCCUCUGGACUGUACUUCUUCCAGCGGGAGCAACAUUCCGCCAGACCGUCGAGGGAAGAAGAAGGGGUUUCUUUUUCUUCACUUAGCAAAUAAAAAAUAAAUAACAACACUGCGCCGCGGCUGCACUGGGAGUCGUGAUGCGGUUCCGAGGGAACGCACACUUUGCAUCCGCCGUCGGAGCGGUCCUCGGACUAUUAUGUGCGGUGGAGGCAGCCAAAGUCAAUAAGCACAAACCAUGGAUCGAGACGACGUACCACGGGAUCGUGACGGAAAACGAUGACAAAGUGCUUCUGGACCCUCCUCUGAUUGCUCUGGACAAGGAUGCUCCUCUACGCUACGCAGAGAGUUUUGAGGUGACCCUUACCAAAGAAGGGGAGAUUUGCGGCUUCAGGAUCCACGGGCAGAAUGUCCCCUUCGAGGCAGUGGUCCUGGACAAGUCCACCGGCGAGGGGGUCAUCCGAGCCAAGGACAAGCUGGACUGCGAGCUGCAGAAAGAGCACACCUUCACCAUCCAAGCCUACGACUGCGGAGAGGGUCCUGAUGGCGCCAACAUGAAGAAAUCCCACAAGGCCACGGUCCACAUCCAGGUUAACGACAUCAAUGAGUACUCACCCGUGUUCAAGGAGAAGUCCUACAAAGCCACCGUUAUCGAGGGGAAGAAGUAUGACAGCAUCCUGAAGGUGGAGGCAGUGGACGCUGACUGCUCCUUCCAGUUCAGCCAAAUCUGCAACUACGAGAUCGUCACUCCCGAUGUGCCCUUCACCAUUGACAAAGAUGGCUUCAUCAAGAACACAGAGAAGCUGAGCUACGGCAAGGAGCGCAUGUACAAGCUGACUGUGACGGCCUACGACUGUGGAAAGAACCGGGCCUCCGAGGACGUUCUGGUCAAGAUAAGCAUCAAGCCCACCUGCAAACCCAGCUGGCAAGGUUUUAAUAAGAGGAUUGAAUACGAGCCGGGCACAGGUAGCCUGGCUCUUUUCCCCAGCAUGCACUUGGAGACGUGCGACGAGCCAAUCACGUCCAUCCGAGCCGACAUUGAGCUGGAAACCAACCACAUCGGCAAGGGCUGCGACCGCGAUACCUACUCUGAGAAAUCUCUGCACAAGCUGUGCGGAGCCAGCUCCGGCACCGUGGAGCUUCUGCCUCCGCCCAGCAGCUCCGCGAACUGGACGGUAGGUCUGCCCACCGACAACGGGCACGACAGCGACCAGGUGUUUGAGUUCAAUGGCACCCAGGCCAUCAAGGUCCCCGAGGGCCUGGUGAGCACCAGCCUGAAGGAGCCCUUCACCCUCUCCGUGUGGAUGAGGCACGGCCCCGGGGCCCACGAGAAGGAGACCAUCCUCUGCAACUCCGACAAGACAGAGAUGAACAGACACCACUACUCGCUUUACGUCCACAACUGCAAGCUGAUCCUCCUCCUGCGCCAAGAUCCAUCCGAGGCAGAGAACUACAAACCAGCCGAGUUUCACUGGAAACUCGACCAGGCGUGCGACAAAGAGUGGCAUCACUACGUGCUGAAUGUGGAGCUCCCCGCUGUGUCUCUGUUUGUGGAUGGCACUACGUUCGAGCCCUUCCUGGUCACAGAGGACUACCCGCUGCACUCCUCCAAGAUUGAAUCGCAGCUCACCAUUGGUGCCUGCUGGCAAGACAACUCAGGACAUGACAAUGACACUGAGUCAGUCUCUGAGCCCACCUCAGGUGGAAAUGCUCGGAUGGCUCAGUUUUUCCGCGGGAACCUAGCGGGCCUGAUGAUCCGCUCUGGCAAGCUGGAGAACAAGAAGGUGAUUGACUGUUUGUACACCUGCAAGGAAGGACUGGACGUGCAGCUGCCCGAGGAGGUGGCUUCAGCUGUCAAGGUUGAGUUCAAUCCCAACCAAUCCUCCAUGACUGUGGAGGGCGACGACAUUGAUGCAUUCGACAAGGUCAUGCAACACAUCUCCUACUUGAACUCCCGCCAGUUCCCGACCCCUGGCAUCAGGCACCUCCGCAUCUCCACCACCGUCAAAUGCUUCAACGGGGAGUCCUGCGUCACAGUGCCAGAUGCCGAAGGUUAUGUGAUGGUGCUGCAGCCAGAAGAGCCCAAGAUCAGCCUGAGUGGCAUCGACCACUUUGCCCGCAGCGCUGCCGAAUUCGAGAGCCAGGAAGGCGUGACGCUGUUCCCUGAACUACGCAUUGUGAGCACCAUCACCCGCGAGGUGGAGGCCGACACGGAGUCUGAAGCGGCAGAGGGAGCUGAUGACGACCCCACGGUCCAAGAGACGGUGGUGUCAGAAGAGAUCAUGCACAACCUGGACACAUGUGAGGUGACUGUGGCGGGAGACGAGCUAGAUGGGGAGCACGAGGGCCUGGAGCUGGACAUGUCCCAGCUGCAGCAGCAUGGCUUAGAAAUGAGCUCCUCUAACCUUGGCCUCAUCGUCACCGGUGUGAACACCAUGGCCAACUACGAGCAGGUCCUGCAUCUUAUUCGUUACAAGAACUGGCACACCGAGGCUCUCUUUGACAGGAAAUUCAAGCUGGUCUGCUCCGAGCUCAACGGUCGCUACAUCAGCAAUGACUUCAAGGUCGAGGUGAAUGUCAUCCACACAGCCAAUCCCGUGGAGCAUGCCAACAAUGCCAUGGUGCAGCCAAACUUCAUUAACCCUGUGCAUCACGCCUCUGUGGAUCUGUCCGGUCACAACCUGGUCAACGCUCACCAGGCCUCAGUGGUACCCAGCGCCGCCACCGUCGUCAUUGUGGUGUGCGUCAGCUUCCUGGUGUUCAUGAUCAUCCUGGGCGUGUUCCGCAUCCGAGCCGCACACCAGCGUACCAUGACUGACCAGGAGAGCGGCAAGGAGAACGAGAUGGACUGGGACGACUCGGCCCUCACCAUCACCGUCAACCCCAUGGAGACGUACGAGGACCAGCACAGCAGCGAGGAGGAGGAGGAGGAAGAGGAGGAGGAGAGCGAGGAUGGAGAGGAGGAAGAUGACAUCACGAGCGCUGAGUCAGAGAGCAGCGAAGAAGAGGAGGGCGCGGAGCCGGAGGACCAGCAGGCGGCCAGCAGACAGCAGCAGCUGGAGUGGGACGACUCCACCCUCACUUACUAAAACAACACACACACACACACACACACACAUAACACUCAACACCAGCUCACACGCACGCAGGCACAUCACCAACUCACACUCACUCAGAUCCUCAUACUCACUCCUCCACACACACCCCUACCCCUUACAAGGAGCCAUGAUGUGAUAAUAAAUACAAAAAUACAAAACACAAAAUAAAAAAGCCAACAAAAAAGCGACAUAAAAUUUCCUUUCAGCAUAGAUAUGGUCAUGGCUUUCCUGUUGUUAUCUCAGUGGUGGUACUCAGUGUAGUGUAGUAAUCACCGGAUUGCUGAUUUUUUACAGUUUUACAUUUUUUUUAUUUAUUAUACUUUAAUUCCCAGGAAAACUUGGCCUACAAUUCUUCUGAACUGAGUGAGGAAGCCAACCCUGCACUUUUGUUUUCUCUCAGACGUAAAGCUUUCAAAUGGAGCCUUUUCCCCCUCUGAUUUCUUUGCGUGAUGCUUUUAGAAUUGUUUGCCGCUAAUCUCACGUAGAGCUUUGACUCGAGUUUUCUCGAUUUCUAGUCCAUUUUGAACCUAAAGGAUGCUUUUAACAACUUUUUUUAUUCUUUUAGUGCAUGAAAAUAUUUGAGAAGUCGUGUAGAGAAAUAAAUUGCUUUUUAAAGAUUUUGUAAAUAUAAUACACCAUGUAAUUAGUCAAUGUGUUAGUGAAGGCCUACUCAACAGGGUCCAAUAUCUAAAACGACGCGGUUCGUAAUGUAGAAUAUUUGUGUCACACAAGCUGCAGCACGUCGCUAAAUUUCUGCAAAAGAUGUUCAUCAUGCUUGUACAAAAAUGUCUGCUACAUGACGAGAAAUCCAGGACUGUUGAGCGGAGGUUUCCAUGACAAAGUGGUGUCCAUUUUGUCUUUUUAUUUUUUGCAAAGAGAAAAAUGUAUUAUUUAGCUUUUUCGUAGGCAGGACCGGUGGAUGGUUUCAGCUUCAUACAUGGCUUUGCUUUGCUUGCACAGGUGGCAAUGUUCUACUCCAGGCGUAAGUGUAUUUCAUUCCCAUUAGAUCUCACUGUUGUACAGACGGGAUCUUUUUCUUCAGAUUUCCGAGGAUGAUUCAGAUUAAUCAUACUCAGAAAUGCUCAUGUAAAAUCUGCAUUUUUGUGUGAAACGGUACCAACACGAGGCCAUCAGAGGACUGCAGUGCUGUUGGGCUUGAAAUAUGGUCACUAGCAUUUCUGCCAGUGAAUUUGGACAUUGUGAGAGAGAGAGAGAGAUUUCCUCAGCAGCUUUAAAAGCCGUUGGUGCGUACCCCGCUGCUGCUGUGUGGACAGAAGUAGGCGAGGCAAAGCUCUACAAACUACCCAAAGAGCGGAGGAAUGACAGACGCAGCGGAUAGUGGAGCCCGGUCCAAUAGGGCAGGUGCUGGCAUUGUUUUGAGAGAGAGAGAGAGAAACGAAGGUACUUUUUGUUUUAUUGCAAAUUCAUUUUCCUUGUCACGGCUAUUUAACCGGAAAUAAUCAUAAUAAAGACGUAUAGUGGAUGCAUUUUUAAACUGGUUCCAAUUGCAGAACAUGCAGUGUCAUUAUCGAGGAAUUCCAGCGUAGGUUAUGACUGCAUUGUUGUAAAAAAAAAAAAAAUUUAAAAACGGUUCGCAAAUUCUUCUUCUUAAAAUAAAAUAUUUUUUUUUGCCGUAGACCACUAGAUUUUAUUGUACAUGUAACUGUACUGUAGAGUUGUUCUAAGAUAUUUGUUUACAUUUGGUAAACUUGUUUUCCUUCUGGUGUCUGUAUAAAGCUUAUACAAUUGAUUUGGAAAAUGUGUCCAACCUCUGUCUCUCAGACACUGUUGUCCAUCACUGUCGUGUGUGUAUAUAUAUAUAUAUAUAUAUUCCACACCAGAUGCAGAUGUACCACGCUAAACUAUCUGGUGUAUGUCUCAUGUGUUUGGGUACCAAGUCAAAAUGUUAUCAUUUCCCAAACCUGGAUGAGUUAAAGCAGAUCAGAUUUGGGGAAUAAAGGUGAACAGAAUGUGGCGUUACAUUGGGAUUAGAAAUGUUGUUGUUUUGAUUCUCAUAUUUAGCACAAGUCUAUUGUCAGAGGCCAAAAUUGAAUUCAUAUACACAUUCAAGGCUUUUUUUUUAAAGACCGUUUGCAGGCUUCUUAUGAAGGUUUGACUUGCACAGUUGUUUCUUAGGUUCAAUUAAUUUAUACUUUAUAAACCGGUAUGUGGUGGAAUUUUAGUGAACAGUCUCCCCUCCAUGAAAACUUUGGCUUUUAAAAAGGGGGCCAGGUCUGAGCCGGCUGAGAUGGGAGUGCCUUUUUCCGGUAAUAGCGCAAUUAGCAGGUCUAACAGAAACACUCGUCUGUGCUCUUUUAUUGAGGCAAUUUCUUUUUGUUUGUUUUUUAUUUGUAUUUAAUGCUAGAUUUCUUAGAGCUGGGGAUUACAUCUGGUUUCAGUUCGUUGUAACAGUAGUCCACUGCUAGUUUUACUAAAAGUGAAAAACGUUUUACAUAGAUGUCAUGUGUCAAUGUUGAUGUGUAGAGGACGUAGAUCCAUAUUGUAUGUUCAAUAGAUAUUGUACUAAAUAUACAGUACAUUAUGAACUUGCUUUGCCAGCAUACAUGGGUAUACUGUUAAUUGACCUAUUUGUGUGUAGUGGAAGCUCAUUUUGAACGGCGUCCUAUUGCCUGAGUUGUUGAGAAAUGAUUUUGAGGGCAGCAUGAAAUUCACAAGAACCACAGUAUAAGCCGGUCAGAAAUCUCUGUUUUCUUUACAUCAAACGCUUAAGUCUAUAUUCCAUCUAUGACCACGGCUCACUGAUACGUGCACACUGGAUCAUGAGUCAAGUCUCCAGUGACUCUGCCACCUCCAGUUUUCUGGGUGUAAAGCUUUCCCAUCAGCCCCGAAGCAAAAUGUGAGUUGGUUCAAUUCAAUGUCACUGCCUAACAAGCUGAAAUGCAGCCAUACUGUAAUAACACUCAGAUUUAAGGGGAAUUUAAUUUGCAUGAACCACGAGUUUGUGUACGUUUCAUGUGGUGUUGUGAGACAGGAGACGUGAUACACUACUGAUUCUCAGAAUGUCUGUUUCACACGUCCACCACACUCCAGAUAUAUAUUUUUUUCUUUUCUUUUAAAAAUGUGCUCAAAACUGAAGGUGACAAUGUUUUCAGAACGGUUGAAUGCUUCCUUUGUGCUUGUUGGAGCUGCUCUCACUUUUUUACCAAUUCAAAGGCAAAUUGUAGUGAAAUUGAUGCUUGCUCGUAAACAAAAUAAAGGAUGAUGAGAUGAGGUAUGA
Pungitius pungitius (ninespine stickleback) is the source of this 6445-nucleotide messenger RNA. RefSeq names its product calsyntenin 1 (gene clstn1). NCBI's taxonomy places the organism in Eukaryota, Metazoa, Chordata, Actinopteri, Perciformes, Gasterosteidae. Gene Ontology annotation, molecular function: amyloid-beta binding; calcium ion binding; X11-like protein binding. The transcript has 19 exons. Gene Ontology annotation, biological process: homophilic cell-cell adhesion; positive regulation of synapse assembly; positive regulation of synaptic transmission. The coding region runs from base 250 to 3198 and encodes 982 amino acids. Gene Ontology annotation, cellular component: cell surface; postsynaptic membrane. The record is from RefSeq and is a predicted model, not a curated record.